Messenger RNA from Plenodomus lingam JN3, 2409 nucleotides. Lineage: Eukaryota; Fungi; Ascomycota; Dothideomycetes; Pleosporales; Leptosphaeriaceae. The record is from RefSeq and is a predicted model, not a curated record.
AUGCUAUCACAUUUUGACAAGCUGCAGACAUCCAUAAAGGCGGUUAAGCUGUACUCUUCACUUUCCGAACAGUCGAGCCGUUUCCUCAACCGUGGCUGGUCAGCUCUGACGGUAGCUCGCAAUCUGUGGGACCUAUGGUCAGACGACGAUUUCACCCCACCUACUGUCCGACGCAGUCUAGAUUUCGUGGAGCCAUUCGACGAGUGGGAAGAGUUCGCAUUAUUUGGCGCUCAUUAUUUCCUGCUCGUUGCAUCAAAUGCGGAGCAAAGGAGGUCGGCUGAGACACAUCUUGGCCAGACAGCCACCUUGAAUGGCUGCAUGACGAAGACCGAUGCGGGGACGAUGGCUCUACACUCAUGGAAGCAAUCAAGCAAUGCUACAGCGACGCCACGACGUUUCAAUGCCGCGUUAGCGUUGGGUAAAGAUACCGUCGUUACACAUGGGGGGCAAGGAACACGAGCCCGCCUUUCCGACGCUGAUUUCCUACAGCGGGAGGAUUCUAACGUCGAGGCUUUUGAGUCGCCACCGGCUACUGCACGCAUGUGCCAUACCAUCACAUCCAUGUGCGAUACGGAGGCACUGCUGGUUGGUGGUCGUGGGUCGCCAGCACAGGCUCUUGCCGAUUGUUGGCACUUUCACAGUGGGACUUGGACCAAAGUGGACGAUCUCGAGAUGGCUCGUUACAGGCAUAGUGCUGUCUCAGUUGUUCUCGGUGCACAAUCACAGAGUUCUGCUGUUCUUGUCUUUGGCGGCAGAUCGAGUGAUGGCACAGCACUCGAUGACUGCAUUUUGUGGACGGCUACAGAUGGCUGGCACAGCAUACCCGUUGACGGUCCGCGACCGACUGCAAGAUUCAGUGCCGCAAUGUCUGCGAUGAAUUCGGUGUUGCCGGGUCAUGGAAGUUGGGGGCUGCUGACCGGUGGCAUAGGCGCAGACGGCACAGUUCUGAAUGACUUAUGGGAGUGGACCAUUGAUGCCACACCAACACCACGACUAAAAUUUGAAAACCGCACCAAUCAUAUUCUCCGCGAUGCCUCCACCUCUGCAUACGCGCGCGUAGGUGCCAGUCUGGUGCCUUGGGAUGACUCGCUUCUAAUGAUUGGAGGGCUUCCCGCAAACGGCACCCAUAGUCUGGCUGAGGAUUUUCUCUUACUGAAACCUGAAAAUAAGGGGAUCACAAUGGAAAACGCUGUCAUGCAGUUGCCAUCAACCUGGCCUUUGCUGGUUGGCAUGGGUGCGGUCGCCGUCUCGCGAAAUGAGGUUGUCGUUACAGGUGGAGGUGCAGUCUGCUUCUCCAUGGGGAGCUUUUGGAACGAGAAUCCUUUGACAAUUACCGGUACCAGCCUUGUGCAAGGGGUGAGGGCAUGGUGUUGUCUGCCGCCUCCUUUCAGCGGCGUAGCACAAGCGAAGAAAAGUGAAACAGCUCCUGAAAAAGGCCAUGGCAAACCGAAGAACCGCAUGAUGAAAGUCAGGACUACAGAGAUUCCCCGAACUGAAGUGAAGUCUGGUGCGGACUUUGAGCGCCUCGUCGCUUCCUCGAAGCCAGCCAUAAUCGAAGGCCUCGAUAUAGGUCCGUGCAUUGACCUUUGGACGUUGGACUACCUGAGAGAGAAGAUGGGUCCAGAUCGGGAACUUGUCAUACAUGACUGCUCAUCAGAACGAAUGACUUUCAAAGACAAAAACUUUCAAUACGUGAAGAAGACCGUCGCAGAUUUCUUAGAUGGCAUUGCGCAAGGCUCACAGUCUUACCUGCGCGCUGUGUCCUCAAGCCAGCCAAACAAGCUUCCUACCAAGCUGGAAGACGACUUCCCGACGAUCUCAGCCGACUUUCGGCUACCUGAUGUGUUUGACAUGGUCAAAGCCAGUUACCACAGCUCGCCCCUUCGCAUAUCUGGUCCUGUAUCUCUCUGGCUUCACUAUGAUGUCCUAUCAAACGUAUUGUGCCAGGUUCGCGGCUCCAAAACAUUACAGCUAUACCCACCAUCAGACGCAAAGUACCUUGACUUUCCACCCGGAGGCUCGAGCUCCAACAUCGACGUGCUAACGUCCCGUGAUCCCAAGCUGAGAUUCACGCAUCCACACAUUGCACGCUUAAACCCAGGAGACGUGCUCUUCAUACCACCCAUGUGGAGCCACACCGCGACUCCCGAGCAAGGCGUCAGCGUCGCUGUCAAUGUAUUCUGGCGCGGUCUCGAUAAGGGCUAUGCGGCUGGCAAAGACGUCUACGGAAACCGUGACCUACAGGCUUAUGAGAAUGGUAGGCGCGAUGUGGAAAAGAUACUAAAGGCGUUUAGAGAGGUGCCGCCUGAUAUUGCAAGGUUCUAUCUGGAUAGGUUGGCUGGAGAGAUUCAGGACAAGGCGGAUAGGCUGGGGGAGAAGAAGGUAGAGGAUGUGAAGUCGGCGCUGUAA